This is a messenger RNA of Daldinia vernicosa, 494 nucleotides long. RefSeq lists its product as uncharacterized. The transcript is spliced from 2 exons. The record is from RefSeq and is a predicted model, not a curated record. Lineage: Eukaryota; Fungi; Ascomycota; Sordariomycetes; Xylariales; Hypoxylaceae. Bases 182 to 445 code for a protein of 87 amino acids.
GUUACAUCUGCCAUCCUGUCGUCCGUCAGGGCAAGCGGUACGGGUGAAUAGAGCGGUGGCUUUCCCAGCGACGUCACCGUCGUCGGCAGUAUUAUCAUCACCAGUUGUGCCAUUGGUAGUAUAUCAGACCGAUUAUGCUGCUUGCAUAAGGCCUUAGCUUGGGUAUUUUACUACAGGAUGUAUGAGGGUCAGGGUUUUGUGUUGGCGUCUAACAUGUAGAUAUCCAGUCCUGAUCAUUAACACUAUCUCACAUAACACCUACAUUACGUCUUGGUAUCACUUAAUGAGCUCAGUGGCGUUCAAGAUACCAACAAACCAACCAGGCUUCGACGCAAAUAUGCAAUUCAUCGGGUUCCGCGGAUAUGUUUCCCUUUGUUGGUCCUUCUACCUCUUUCCAACCCCCGUCUCCAUCCCAACCUUAUUAUCGCAUACACUCCGAUCAUGAGCUCCAGAGAAACCGUACUCAUUACGGGCUGCAGCGAUGGCGAAAUUGG